This is a messenger RNA of Amaranthus tricolor (Joseph's coat), 1041 nucleotides long. RefSeq names its product F-box/kelch-repeat protein At2g44130-like. The transcript has a single exon. Gene Ontology annotation, biological process: negative regulation of cytokinin-activated signaling pathway; regulation of phenylpropanoid metabolic process. Gene Ontology annotation, molecular function: protein binding. The record is from RefSeq and is a predicted model, not a curated record. Bases 1 to 1041 code for a protein of 346 amino acids. Lineage: Eukaryota; Viridiplantae; Streptophyta; Magnoliopsida; Caryophyllales; Amaranthaceae.
AUGGUAAUCUUUCAAGAAUUAAUCCCCGGAUUACCAGAUGAUAUCGCCCUUGAAUGUCUAAUUCGCAUCCGAACUUCAGAUUUUCUCGCUGCUACAGGUGUUUGUAGCCGUUGGCGCCGAUUACUCAAGAGCAAAGAAUUCUCUCUCCUCCGUAAACAAAACGGGUUGACCCGUUUAUAUGCUUGCUUAGUCCAGGAAAGGUCGGUGUCCGAUUCCGAAACUACCGGGUCAAAACCAGUGAGUCCCUCCGAUUUUGGGAUUUCUGUAUUUGACUCGGUGACUCGGUCCUGGGACCGAGUUGAUUCAACUCCUGCGUACCCGACUCGUCUCCCAUUGUUUUGUCAGGUUGCAAGUACUGAAGGGAAACUCGUUCUCAUGGGUGGAUGGGACCCGGAGAACUACGAACCUGUAACUGGUGUUUUUGUAUAUGAUUUCUUAACCCGGAAUUGGAAACAAGGUAAAGAUAUGCCUUCCAAACGGUCGUUUUUCGCGAUUGCAGGAUUAAAUGGGAGAGUAUAUGUUGCCGGUGGGCAUGACCCGGAUAAAAAUGGGCUGAACUCAGCUUGUGUGUAUGAUCUCUUAGAAGACGAUUGGACUGAGUUGACUCCAAUGAGUCAAGUCCGAGACGAAUGCCAAGGCCUUAUAAUCGGGUCUGAAUUCUGGGUUAUAAGUGGAUAUGUAACCGAAAAUCAAGGUGAGUUUGAAUCGAGUGCGGAGUCAUAUAAUAGCAACUCGGGUGAGUGGACUCGGAUAGAGUACGUGUGGAUGGGUGGGCAGAACCCACGAUCAUGUGCCGGGUCGGCUAAGAGAGGGGAGUUAAUAAACUGGGCUGAGUCAAACUCGGAUGUACGAAUUGGGACGUGUGUAGUGGAGUUGGGUGACAGAGUUUUGGUGAGUGGCUCAGUGAGUGAAGGGGCGAGUCGAAAAUUUAUCAUUGGUAAGAAGUUAAGAAAUGGGAAGUAUGGUGAGUUUGAGAAAUUGGUUAAUGUGGGUGAUGAGUUUAUGGGGCUCGUGCAAUCUGGUUGUUACCUCGAAGUUUAA